GACAGAGUGUUUGGAUUGAAGGCAGAUUGUGGAACUGCAAGCUUUUCCGUUACCUUAGAAACACGGACUUAACUUAUCAGGUCUUCUUGAAAUCAGGUCAAAGCCAUGAUAAGCGACGCUAAAAGAGCUUAAAUAGAACCGCAACUGUCCUAUCAUCAUUAGAACCAACUCAAUCUCCGAACAGACAACUUCUUGCUUCACCUAGCCAUUUGAGCCAGGAUACUACAUCUCUAACUUCGCUACAAUUUCAUCUUAUACGAGUUUGAAUUAUUUGACAGAUACCAUCUUUUUUUAAAAUACCAUAACGACGUUUGUCUUCUGUGCCGUCAGACGAGUGUAAAGUCUAGUUACCCACAAUGCCGUGCUUUGACGAUAACGGUCCUAUCUGUGCUCCACUAGAUGGAGAACAUUCAUCGGGUUCAGGUGGUGUGAUUGACGUCACAAACGAUGCUUAUGCUAUGAAGCUGAGUAGUCCACCUUCCAGCAUGGCGUAUUGCUCUGUCGGCGACUUCUACGCCGGCAAGACCCUGAUGAUCACCGGCGCCACCGGUUUCAUCGGCAAGGUGAUGCUGGAGAAGCUCCUCCGCUGCUGCCCGGACAUCAGAAAAGUCUUCCUCCUCGUCAGACCGAAGUCUGGCCAGAGGGCCGCUGCCCGUAUUGACGAGAUCACUUCAGGCAUGUUGUUUGACAAAGUCCGGGAAGCACAACCAGAUUUCCAGUCAAAGCUCAUCCCAAUCGAGAGUGACCUCACCGAACCUGACCUAGCGCUAAAAGAAGAAGACAUCAGGACACUGCAGGAAGAGACAGAGCUUGUGUUUCACGUUGCAGCUACAGUCAGAUUCGAUGAAAAACUAUCACUAUCCCUCCGUCUGAACGUACACGCCACCAAAAAGAUCCUUCAGUUGAGCAGAGGAAUGAAGAAAUUAUUGGUUCUUCAACAUGUAUCAACCGCCUAUGCCAACUGCGACCGAUCAAGAAUAGAAGAAGUUGUCUACCCCCCUCCCAUCGACCCAUACAAGAUCUUGGAUGCCGUAGAAUGGAUGUCGGAAGAUAUGAUCCAGACGUUGACCCCUAAACUCUUGGGCAAGAGACCAAACACAUACACCUUCUCCAAGGCUCUUGCGGAGUAUGUCGUCAUGGAAGAGGGAAAGGGGUUGCCAAUUUGCAUCACAAGGCCGUCCAUCGUUGGAGCAUCGUGGAAAGAGCCUUUCCCUGGAUGGAUCGAUAACUUCAAUGGACCAAGUGGAGUCUUUAUUGCUGUUGGCAAAGGCUUGCUGAGAACGAUGAUUGGUGAUGCCGAGGCUGUUGUUGACAUCUCUCCCGUUGAUUUCGUAGCAAAUGCAAUGAUCGGAGCAACGUGGCAUACAGGGAUCCAUAAACCUGCUACCAUUCCAGUCUACAACUUGGUCACCAGUCCUGUUAAUCCAAACAAAUGGAAAGAUGUGGAAAUCAUUCCAGAUCUCUACAACAAGAUCCCACUGGAGAAGGUGUUCAGACGACCCAGAGCAGCAAUCACUAAGAACCCACUUGCCUUUGAGUAUUUUAACAUGGUCGGUGCUAAGAUCCCAGCUUACAUCAUUGAUUGUGUCAGGAGAUUACAAGGAAAGAAACCUAUGAUGCUGAAGGUAAACCAGAAGAUCACUAAGAUGGUGCACACCCUGAAAUACUUCACCCAAAACACGUGGGAAUGGACCAAUCAGAACACGAUAGCCCUCUCCGCCGCUAUGAACGAGGAAGACAGGAAGGUGUAUUUCACGGAUGUGAGACCCCUUCACUGGCCGUCAUACCUAGAAGCUUACUGCCUUGGUACCAAGAAGUUCGUUCUCAACGAAGAUAUGAACGACCUCCCUGCGGCACGCAGUCAUCUCAGAAUGUUGCGCAACAUCCGAUGGACAUUCAACACCGCCCUCAUUGUCAUCAUCUGGCGUGUCCUGAUCGCCCGCUCGCAGCUCGCCCGCAACCUCUGGGCUUUCGUCAUCAACAUCUUCUUCAGGUUCCUCCGGUACUGCCGCGUGACAAGCACCAUCGCUCGCGCCCAUUGAGCGAGACGUCCCUGCGAUGGCGCCACUUGUCGCUUUGGCAGUUCUUCUUUUUGACGAUACGACGGAUCCUGCAUUCUGUAUAGCUUGAACUGCAGUGCAUCCUGUCUUCUUCAUUCCUGAUGUGCAAUGCUCUGUUGAGGGCGCCGUAUUCUUCUAUUUCUUCUGCAUUGAACCUUGAAAGCAGAGACUGUGAACCUUGUCAACAGAAAUGCCCUCUGAAGACAUCCUCUCAAAGGCCACACUGCAUAUUUCUUAAUGUGGGGAAACUAAUUGGGUGGACAAGGCCUUGAUGCUACCAUUGUUGACCGCUAGUCUUUCUAACGUGGCCCUUCGACGUAAGGAACAUUUAUCGCUUGGUCACUUUGGUCAAUUGUCCUGAUAAAGGAGUUCCCUAGAGUCCAGAUAAAGCUAUGAAAGAAACGUUGCCUCCGAGCAUGAUAUACCCUGUUAAUAUCUCCAGCGAGAUGGUAUUGAUGUCGGUCAUUUAUAGAGGUGCCAUCCCUAUUGCGCAUUUGAUUCUUCCCUUAGAUAUUGUGGUAACAGUUCCUGUCCUUUUCUCAACAUAUGCUCCAUUUUCGGAGUUUGUUCGCUUUUACAACAUUGCUAUUUGUAGAUAAACCCACAUGCAGUCACCGGCAAAUUUGCUAUCAACCAAUCAAAUGACAUGAUUUUAGUAGCUUAUAACAGAAGUUUGCAAGUUCCGAUCAAUCAAAAAUUCUAAUGAAACGUAGAAAUCUGAUGCUGCAAACCUUAAAAUUAUCUCAGCCCAAUCUCUAUUCUAUAGUCCCAGUGUAUUGACGCUUGUGUAGUUAUAUCAACAAACAAUGGCAUGUAUGUAACUCACUCAUGGACACUGAACGUACAAUCUUUCCUACUAUGCUCAAGAAAAUUCAAUGUGAUUUGAAAACACAGGCACUCAGGAGUUAUGAUUUCUUUAUCUAAUCUUUUUACCAAAUGUAUAUUUCAUUAUGUUGAAUUAUAACUUUCCAGAUAUUUUGGAGCAAAACUCGGAGGACAUGUGCAAAAUACUCGCUAUGUUUUGAGCCCUGAUGUAUUUGAACAAAAGUGAUUCCGUGAUUCUAUGAAACUUGAUCAAGUGGAGAAUAUGAUGUUCAUUGAUUUAUUGGACUGAAUGGAUGGAUUUGUCAAUACUGAUCGAUGAAAUGCGAUUGUAUUUCUUUAUAAGAAUUACUGAAUAUGUAUUUGCUUUAAGGUUCGAGUAUUGUUGCUUUCCUAUGUGCGAUUGGUUUUCUUAUAAGUCAUUGUACAGAUAGUAGUUUUACUUUAUAUGUGGCCAAUGUAAUCAUGUACUAGUGAAGGGUCUUCAAUGAUGUCGUAAAAAUUGUGCAGACAUCGAUCAAUCUAUUGAUAUUCAUUGCAAUUCUCUAGUUGUUCCAAACGGACGUGUAAAGAUGUAAAAUAGUAUAUUGCAUUUGCAAAUGAUGUAUAUAACUGGCUUCGUACGGCAGCAUGUAUCCUUGUUUUUUCACACAAGUUUCUCUGUGAUGCUUUGUUUUGUGUAAAUAUUUGUACGUCUCUUUAAUGUGUAAGAAGGUGGUACAUGUGAGGCCUGUAUUUACGUUUUUCUAUUUAUAUUCUCUUUAAAGUUAGUUUAUCGGCACUGCUUUUUCACAACGUGGAGCGUUGUGGCCCAGUGGAUUAGUCUUCGGACUUUGAAACAGAGGGUCGUGGGUUCGAAUCCCAGCCAUGGCGUAAUUUCCUUCAGCAAGAAAUUGAUCCACAGUGUGCUGCACUCAACCCAGGUGAGGUAAAUGGGUACCGGUAGGAAGUAAUUCCUUAAAAAGGAAAGGUGUGCGCUAUGAACGCCUAGCUUAGCCGGGUAAUAUAGGAGCGCCUUGAGCACCUAGCAAGGUGGAUAUGUGCGCAAUAUAAAUACCCUAUAUUAUUAUUAAUUCAAGCUAAAACUUUGCCAAGUGCUGUCGGCUAUCAAUAGUUGUACUUUGUAAUAAUCAUUUGUUUUCCCUGUAGUAGAGGACUGCAGGGGAGGGGGAAGUGUUUUACAAAGAGCUUUGUGCGACUUAGAGUUGGGUCUAACUAAUUCAAUGUAACAGCGCUUUGUAACUUUUGAAAAAGCGCUUAAGAAGUAAUUAUUAUAUAUUAUAACUGACGAUUUUUUUUUUAAAUUCAGUUCUUCAAAUUGGACAAUCGUGCAGCUUAUUGGCAGGUAGUAUCAUUCUGAAUCAUAUUUUUGAAACAGGUAUUCUGUUGAAAUCAGAAUGUAUGAUUUAUUUCCCCCUUCGUUUUUGCCAAAGUUAAUUUAUAAAUUGGGGAGGAUAGAUACACUUCUAGAUUACUAUUUAAACAAUAAAGUGCAACUUAAACAUGA
This is a messenger RNA of Lytechinus pictus (painted urchin), 4389 nucleotides long. RefSeq names its product fatty acyl-CoA reductase 1-like. The transcript is spliced from 14 exons. Gene Ontology annotation, molecular function: alcohol-forming very long-chain fatty acyl-CoA reductase (NADP+) activity. Gene Ontology annotation, cellular component: peroxisome. The coding region runs from base 357 to 2042 and encodes 561 amino acids. Gene Ontology annotation, biological process: long-chain fatty-acyl-CoA metabolic process. The record is from RefSeq and is a predicted model, not a curated record. NCBI's taxonomy places the organism in Eukaryota, Metazoa, Echinodermata, Echinoidea, Temnopleuroida, Toxopneustidae.